Messenger RNA from Caenorhabditis bovis, 990 nucleotides. Lineage: Eukaryota; Metazoa; Nematoda; Chromadorea; Rhabditida; Rhabditidae. The record is from the annotation of a GenBank genome assembly.
AUGAGUUUGCCUCGAAAAUUCUUAAUUUAUUAUGAAGAUGAGCAUCGUGAGCUUUGCGAUGAGCCAAUUGAGAUGGAGAUAGCGAUACGGACGGAAAAAUUCAUAAAAUUAGAGGAAUCGAUGAUUAUGAAAAAACAUCCAAAAGAUGAGGCGUUGAGCACGAAUUUGGCGGAUGAGAAAGACUUGACAAUUCAUCCGUCAUCGCUUCAAUUUGGCCGUUAUAUUGGCGAUGGCACGCACGCUGCUGUUCGAUUAGGAUUUCAUGAGCCGACGAAUGCUUGGUACGCGGUGAAAACGAUAUUGUCGAGGAAUGGCGGCCAUGAAGCGGUACAGAAGGAGAUAUUGGCUUAUCAGGAGUGCUCGAAAUCCGAUUUUGUCGUACGAUUCUAUGGCUCAGAGGUGUCAUCGCAGAAGAAGGAGCUUGUUCUUGAGCACAUGGAUCGAGGAGACGUCAAACAUCUUGGAAUUCUGCCCGUCGAGAUUCAUCAGCAAGUCGCUCUGGCGGUUAUCAAAGGUUUGAGGGACGUGUGGCAAAGUGGUCCCGGCUAUAUUCAUCGAGACAUCAAGCCGGCGAAUAUUCUGCUCAAAUCGGACGGAUCGGUGAAAAUUGCCGAUUUGGGAGAAGCCAAGCGAAUCGACAACACGAAUCAAAUUGCGUGCUCCGCCGCUGGCACAUUAUUCUACCAGUCGCCGGAGCAAUCAAGUGGACGAGAUUACGACAAUAAAGUGGAUGUUUGGAGCUACGGACUCACAUUGUGGGAGUUGGCCGUCGGAGAGAACAUUGAAGAAUACUUCAACGCCCUUGAAGACAUUCAGGAGAAUAUGCCCCGAAUCCCUGGAUUUCCCGAAUCGUUGACAACUCUGAUAAAGAAUUGCUUGAAAUGGGAUCCCGCUGAUCGUUGGGAUGGCGAGCAGAUCGAGAGCAGCGAUUACCUGAAAGACGUGAAGAUUGACCGCGAGAUUGUGAGGCGGUUCCUUGAAAACACAUGA